GGUCCCGCUCCGCUGCCUGGCCUCUCUGACCCCAGCUGAGAGGUAACGCGUCCCGGACCGAGCCCCUGUGGGUGUGGCCCGGGCUCGCUCGCGCCCCGUCGCCGCACUUCGGUUGUCUCCCGCGCCCACCUCCUCAUUUCUGCCUCCUCCCUCAGUCCCUCUUAGUCCCUGCCCCCAGCUGCGGGACACUCAAAGCCCCAGGAACUAGUCACGAUGUCAGAGGCGGCGGGAAAUCUCAAUAGCCUCCGCUUGGCGAAUGUGGCCCUGCGAGAGGAGUUAAAUGCCCUUCGAGGAGAGAAUGCCCAUCUGGGCCUGCAGCUCGGAAGAGCCUUGGCUGAGGUUAAUUCCUUGCGGGGCAAUGUCUCGAGCUACAUCCGCUGGCCGAUGCCCAUAGUGCCCGUCCUUGCCGAGGAGAACUUUGAGUUACUGAUCAAUGAGACCGAUCCCACUCCCGAGGAGGAGGAGGAGGAGGAGGAGGAGGAGGAGGAGGAGGAGGAGGAGGAGGUGCCGUUCCUGUGCUGGCCUCCUCCUCGCACAGAUCCCGAGUAUGUCUCAGAUGAUCUUUUGAUUAACGUGGUCCAGGACUAUACCAACCCCGACGGGUCCACUGACCCUCCUCUGUCACCCAGCCUGUCCCAGUCGGAGCUGCACUCAAAGGAGCCACCCCUGCAGGCCCUUCUGCCACCGCUGGAGCGGCCAGACAUAGAACCAUUUUCAGGCGACCCAGUCUACCUGGCUGAAUUUCUGAUGCAGCUAGAGACUUUCAUAGCCAAUCACGAGGAUCACUUCCCUGGGGGCGCGGAACGGGUGGCCUUUCUGAUUUCUUUUUUCACAGGGGAAGCGAGAGACUGGGCUAUCUCAGUCACUCAGGAAGGAAGCUCCUUGCAUGCCAACUUCCCGCGCUUCCUGGAUGAAAUCCGUAAGGAAUUCUGUGGCCCUAUCCCCUCACGCGUGGCUAAAAAGGCCAUCCGUAAGCUCAAGCAGGGAGAUUGUACCCUGGGCAGCUAUGCAGAUGCUUUUCAAUUCUUGGCCCAGUUCUUGUCUUGGGAUGACUGUCGCCUCCAAAAGCAAUUCCUCAAAGGCUUGUCAGAGUUUUUCCGAAAGGAACUCUUAUGGUCAACUGAAAUGGCAGACCUGGAUGAGCUGAUUCUUGAGUGUGCGGAGAUAGAAAGGAAAGUGCGUGUCCCCAAGGCAGCCCCACUCCCUGAAGUUCAAAAUAGCGUCUACCAUUUUGUUCCAGUUCCUAAUGAGGAUGACAAUGAAGGUGUGGAGUGCUAUACUGAGGAUGAGGGUGAAGAGGCAGGCGGGCACAGGCUUUAUGUGAUGGACCAGAGGAAGCACAUGAAUGUUUUCUCACAAGAGCUGAGGGAGGAGGAGGAGAUGAGGAAGGAGGAAGAAGAGAUGGAGGAUGAGGAAGAUGAGUAUGAGGAAGAUGAGUAUGAGGAUGAAGAUGAGGAGGAGGAGGAGGAAGAAGAGGAGGAGGAGGAGGAGGAGGAAGACAAGGAGGAAGAGGAGAUGAGGAAGAAUGAGGAUGGUGAUGAAAAUAAGUAUGAGGAGGAUGAUGAAAUUGUGGUUAGGGUCCUGGAGUCAGAAGACGAGCAAGGGAGGGAAGAGAUUCAGCAUGUGUAUGUGCACGACUACAUGCAUGUACACAUGCAUGCACUUGCUGCCCACCAUCAUGGCCUACAUGGAGAGCUGAUAGAGAUGGAAGAGCCUGUCCUUGUUGACACUUCAACCCAGACCAUUAGCUCUGGGAUAGGCUACCAUGCUGAGAAUUACCUAGGCGUACCACCUCCGAUACAUUCUAGCAGACAGAGAAACCGAGUCCCACUUCUGGAGGGUCUUCCAGAUACCAAUGCUCCCUUCUACAGUUCACCACCACUGAUUCGCCACGCAGCUCGCUUGGGGCAACGCCAAAUGCGAAGACGGCCCUCAGUGCUCUUCUGCCUCACCCCUAGACAGGGGGGGCACCGAGCUCAAGGCCGAAUUCGAGUGUGAAUGCUGGGGUGACUCGGUCACGGGGAACACACCCUUCUACUGCAUCCCUUGCCCUCGCUAUUGCUGCUGUGUCUGCCCCAUCUACUGACCAGUCUUUAAGAAAGUUCCAGACCUGAAGAACUCAAAGAAGACCUGCAGAAUUCCAGACUGUUUUGCAACUACAACCAGAGAGUGAAAUGUGCCCAACCAAGGCCAUCUAGGGAAGGAGAGGUCAGUCAAUACUCACUAUUCUCUUGUCAGGUACUCUGCUCGGUCCUCACCUAAGAUGGAGAGCGAGUUUCUGGGCCUGUUCGUGUAAAUGCACUGGUCACCUGUGUCUUCUCCUCUAGUCGUCCCCAAUCGUUGCCUCUCCUGUGUUUCUUUGCCCUGUGUCCUGUGGUUUUAUCCUGACUGGCCCAACAGGACUUCACCCAAUGCCUCAGUGAUCAGCCCCAGUGAUCUGAAGGACAGGCUACACGAAACUCUUGAUGUCACUGAGACCACUUACUGGACAAUGAGCAGAAUGGCACCAAGAAAUACAUACUUGCCAUAUUUCCAGCAGAAGGGCCCGAAAGAGGAACCUACACCUAGCACUGUGAGAAUAUGCAAAGUCACGUGUGCAAUGGACACCUUGACUAAGAUUUAGUCUCUUUGGCUGAUGGUGGCAGACUUUGAGUCCUGGAUUUACCUUCCCUCAGACUCCUGCACCAGGACACUUGAGCAGGCUUUGGCCGCCUUUCCCUUAAAGGACUAGCAUUAAGGGUAGGCAGAGGCAGAGGUGGCAGCAGCACCACAACUCAGUUUGACAUCCUAAGGAGUGAACAGGGCCCUUUUUGCCCAGCUAGGCUUUGGCCUGCAGCCAAAGGCCUCUGAGGAGACUGUAUCCUCAAGGUGGUGGAGGUGGCCUUGCUGGCCUGCUCUUUAAGCCCCUCUGACUCAUUUCUGAAAGAAGAAAACAGGGCCAGCUCUCCAGAGACUGCAUCCAUGAAGCACUGCUGCCCAACACCUCCGCCGCCCUAACACGAGGGUCAAUCCCUCCCAGGCCUGUUGCCAGCAUGGCUUAAGGGGUGACUGCCUGCUAUAUACUCCAGGGACUUCUUGGGCACAAAUUCAGGUGCCCUUAAAAAGAGACCUGCUGUCCAGUUUGGGUCCACAAAAUACUGCCACUGCAGUGAAACUACACAUGUACUAUAUCAGUUCUGACCACAAAAUGGCAGCCCAAUUCACUGCUGGCCCAGCUUGACCCUGGACACUGAACUUGCUGCACAGUGCUCAGCAGCUGGGCACGUGUAGCCCCAGGGUCUGUGGCCAGCAGGAAAACAGCAAAUGGAGUAUGUUCCUCACUGGAGUCUGAAGAUGAGAACCUGGCCCUAGAAUUUGAACCUAAGACCAGAGGAAGGAACCUGAGGAAGAGGAGUCCUAGACAGACCUAGUCCUCAGACUGGUUUAGGGUGAGAUCUCUGUUCAUCAGCAAGAGCUUCUUUCCUCAGGCGAGAGUUCCAGAAGGGAAAACACCGUUAUUUGAAGCUAUGGAGCCUAUCUGCUGAUGGCAACAUGCCGGUCAUGCUGUCUGUGUGCUUGUGGAGAAGUGCAAAGCGCAGGCGUCCUGUACCUCACAUUCCACAGACCUCCGUGGCAUAGGCCUUGCCUGAUGCUGUGGUGCUUCUUACUCUGAACACGUGUAGCCUCAGCCAGGGAGAGCACGCUUGAGCAGUAAACUGGUUUGUAGGCCUCUGGGGGCAAAGGGGGCUUGGAUUUCCUUUGACCUUUUCCCUUCUUUCCCAGAACUUCAAUAUUUUGUGAUGUGACAGCUACAGGAGCUGUCCGAAGCUUUGAGUGCCUCCUUGGGU
This is a messenger RNA of Mesocricetus auratus (golden hamster), 3827 nucleotides long. It is a transcript of the gene Rtl5, whose product is annotated as retrotransposon Gag like 5. The coding region runs from base 214 to 1998 and encodes 594 amino acids. NCBI's taxonomy places the organism in Eukaryota, Metazoa, Chordata, Mammalia, Rodentia, Cricetidae. The record is from RefSeq and is a predicted model, not a curated record. The transcript has 2 exons.